Molecule: messenger RNA, 545 nt
Organism: Aspergillus welwitschiae
Lineage: Eukaryota; Fungi; Ascomycota; Eurotiomycetes; Eurotiales; Aspergillaceae
Exons: 2
Coding region: 122-337 (71 amino acids)
Source: RefSeq, a predicted model, not a curated record
AUGUUGCGUUGACUGUUGAUGAUUGAUGAAUUUCUGACCACAAGACGCGAGCCCAGUCAUAAUCGACUGUGAUUCUGUGCCUUGACCUGCUACAGUACCGAGAUUAGGUUAGCUCAGCUAGAUGGCCGGGCGUUUGAGGAAAGCUCUUGUUGGAAGCCUUUGUGCUCGGAAACACCGUCAAAUGUUGACCUCGGUUAUAUCAACGAGAUUGAUGCGCGGGUUUUCCAUGGAGGCAAUAAUCAACCUCCAAUCUCUCCUCAUCUCAAGUGACUCGGCAAAGUAUAAUGUUCAGUCAGAGGAUGUGCCCAUUCAAGUGGGUGAGGGCAGUUCACAAUAGGCCCUCGGAGAGUGUCCGUCUGAAGAGUGCCUGUCUGGUAGCUGGGUGAAAGACCUCGCACCAACAAGGUACUCUACCCAGGCUCUGCGAAAAGCAGAGCCCGGUUGGGUCAGAAAAAGGUAGAUAUGUAAUUCGAACAAGGUGCAAAUUCAUAAACAUGACCAACCAGGGCUGUGUUUGACUGAAACCACGGCUUCCCUGCUGGUAC